UGCCGUCUCUGCGAUGCCCACAUCGCCAUUUUAGUCACUCCUCCUUCCGCCAACUCCAACGUCUCCUUCUACUCCUUCGGCCACUCCUCCGUCGACGAUGUCGUCGAUGCCUUCCUCCACAACCGACCUCCGACAUCGUCCCAUGAUCACGCCUUGUCCAAGAACAGGGAUCGCUUGGCGGGAAAGAAACCCAGUUCGGGACUAGGGUUUCGCUGGGAGGAGGAUGGGUUCGAGGAAACGGCUAACACGCGGGAUUUAGAGGUCGCCAUCGACGAGAUCUCCGAGCUCAUGAACAUUGUGAAACGCCGACUGGACGACAAGAUGAACGAGACACCUCGCCUCGCGGAGACGACGAAUCUUGCAGAGCCAUCGGUUCUGGGUUUGGAAAGCGACGGCGGAAAGCGCGAUGAUUCUCUUGUCGGAAACCUUGCGCCGCAAGUUUCAGACCAACCCAUAAUGGCGAUU
This is a messenger RNA of Tarenaya hassleriana, 465 nucleotides long. Its product is annotated as agamous-like MADS-box protein AGL97. The transcript has a single exon. NCBI's taxonomy places the organism in Eukaryota, Viridiplantae, Streptophyta, Magnoliopsida, Brassicales, Cleomaceae. Gene Ontology annotation, molecular function: DNA binding; protein dimerization activity. The record is from RefSeq and is a predicted model, not a curated record. The annotation marks the transcript as partial.